Molecule: messenger RNA, 548 nt
Organism: Effrenium voratum
Lineage: Eukaryota; Dinophyceae; Suessiales; Symbiodiniaceae
Source: the annotation of a GenBank genome assembly
CUCGUAGUGUGUUUCUGUCUCUUGCUUGCAAUUCGCGGUGCUUUGUUUCUUGUUUCCCUACGGACAGUCCCGACAAUGCGGAUCCGAACGAUAGGUGCACGUGUUCACCGCAUGUGAAUGGACUGCGGCGCUGGCUCAAGGGUAUAUCAGACCGUCCCAGUUCGCACGCUUGUCACUUAAGAUGCCUUCCAAGCGCCGGAACAAUGGCCGCUCCAAGCACGGCCGUGGCCACACAGCCAUUGUUCGCUGCUCCAACUGCUGCCGCUGCGUGCCCAAGGAUAAGGCUAUCAAGCGAUUCCAGGUGCGAAAUAUGGUGGAUGCUUCAUCGCAGCGAGACUUGCGCGAGGCCAGCUUCUACCAGAGCUUUUUGCUGCCAAAGCUCUACAUGAAGAUGCUCUACUGCGUGUCCUGCGCCAUCCACGGCCGAGUGGUGCGCGUGCGCAACAAGGUCUUGCGAGCAAGCCCCGAGGGGCGCAUCUACAAGCCCCCCAUGGGCAAGGGCGGCGGCAAGGGCAACUGAGCUUAGGAUGCGGUAGGCUCAACGGGGC